AUGGCCUUUGCUAAUGGACUUCAUUUUAGGGAGGACAACGAGAAUGGCGAUGACUCCGAUAUUCCCCGCUCCGGUGUCGCUACUCCUCAGCCUGACCCUUCAGACAAGCGGUUACCUGGCAUAAUGCACAGUUAUUUUGGACAGGUUGGUUCUGCGUCUUCUACACGUCCAAACUCUGGUCAUUUUGAAAGCUCCGUCAUGGGGAGCGAUGUUUCGACCUCUGCGAGGGGUGAUGAGGUGCUCCCGAAGGCCACGCCAGACUCAAGCAAUGAGCCUGCGAGUGACUCUCAAGAAGCAGAAGCUCCGCUUCAGCCUGCACCAGAAAAAUUCCGAACAAGUGGCUUGCAUCCCUACCCGACACCACCCGUUUCCCAGCCACCAUCACUGCACAAGCUGAAGUUGAGCAAUUCCUCAAGCUCGGAGGAUGAGGGAGUCAAUGCGGGGGAGUUGGCUACCUCAUCUUCCGUACAUCACAAGAGUAUAUCGGAAUCAAUUCCGUCAAGCGCUCGAAGAGCCUCCUUGAUGAAUCCGCUCUCGAGUGUUGUGACGGCUUCCAAUGUUCACGCUGCACAUUUCUCUAACCCCAGCAACUGCUCUACCUCCCCUAACACCCCUUCACAUUCCCGCUUAUACUCUGAUUUUCACGAGUCACCGUCGUAUGAUCGGCUCAAAAAGCUAACAGAUGACGCGGAAAAGAGCACUCCGGCCACUCCCACGCGCGCAUUGUCAAAUCAGACCAACAAAUCGGAUGCUAGCGGCGGAUCAGAUCACGCAAAUGCUCAGAAUGGAAAAGAUGCAAAAUCAACCACGGCCGAGGCUGUCCCUUCACAAAUUUUAGUUCCCGCGACCGGAGCUCCGGCGCCUGCACCGAAAGGAAAGCUUACAGUAAAGAUCGCCGAGGCGCGAGGUUUACGAAAGAGCAGAGAUCCCUAUGUUGUAGCCGUCUUCCAACGAAAUGAAUUGGUAUCGAAAGGACCUUUACCCGGGAAGGAAGAGGAAGAAGAUCAGGGAACAACAAGCAGUCCGAUGGGUGGCAUUCCGAUUAUGAGAUCCGGAAGCGAUUCGGGUCGACCAAUGGCUAUCCCUAUGAAGAGUCGACAAAGCAGUAACACCAGCCUUUCGGACUACCGCGAUUUCAAGAGUAAGGGCCGUAGGUCUAUGACCAACCCGAAGUGGGAUACCGAAGCAAUCUUUGAUGUGGUUGGCUCUGAUGCACGUGUCAACAUCACGAUUUAUGAUAGAAGCAGCGUCGUGGAAGAAUUUCUUGGUCAUGUAGACCUCGAAGCGAAUCUCACCGAGAACAAUGCACCCCUCAAAGGCUGGUUUCCACUUCGUGGUAGGAACGACACCGAUACGGGUCUUCCUGGCGAAAUUUAUGUUGAGAUCACGUUCCAACGGACAGAGAAGCGCCAUUAUGGCCCAGAAGAUUUCCAGAUUCUGAAGCUUAUUGGGAAGGGAACCUUCGGCCAAGUUUAUCAAGUUAGAAAGAAGGAUACGAAGCGAAUCUACGCCAUGAAGGUUCUUCAAAAGAAGGUGAUCGUUCAAAAGAAGGAAGUUGCACACACAGUUGGAGAGCGGAACAUCCUGGUCAGAACAGCUAUGGCGGACUCACCAUUCAUUGUGGGACUCAAAUUCUCCUUCCAGACACCCACGGAUCUUUAUUUGGUUACAGACUACAUGUCUGGCGGCGAACUGUUCUGGCAUCUGCAAAAGGAAGGACGAUUCGAUGAAAAGCGGGCGAAGUUCUACAUUGCUGAGCUGAUUCUUGCUCUCCAACACCUUCACAUGCACGACAUUGUCUACCGGGAUUUGAAACCGGAAAACAUAUUGCUGGAUGCCAACGGACACAUUGCUUUGUGCGAUUUCGGCCUGUCCAAAGCAAACUUGACCAAGAAUGCCACAACUAAUACGUUCUGUGGCACAACCGAAUACUUGGCCCCAGAAGUACUUUUGGACGAAGCCGGAUACACUAAGAUGGUAGACUUCUGGUCCCUGGGGGUUCUCGUUUUCGAAAUGUGCUGCGGGUGGAGUCCGUUUUAUGCAGAAGACACGCAACAAAUGUACAAGAACAUUGCUUUCGGAAAGGUUCGCUUCCCACGAGACACACUAACUACCGAGGGGCGCAACUUUGUGAAGGGUCUUCUCAACCGGAACCCCAAACACAGACUCGGGGCGACUGAUGACGCGGAAGAGUUGAAGAGGCAUCCAUUCUUCGCUGAUAUCGACUGGGAGGCGUUGACAAAGAAGUUGAUCACGCCACCGUUCAAGCCGAAGCUGAAGGAUGAGACGGACACAUCAAACUUUGAUCCCGAGUUUACCAAUGCUCUGAUGAACGGAGCAUCGUCACUCAAUGCUCGUGCUGCAGCUUUGGCAGCGGGUGUGGCUACAUCAACGCCUUUGUCGCCAACCAUGCAGGCUAACUUCAAGGGCUUCACCUUCGUCGAUGAGAGCUCGAUAGAUGAGCAUAUGCAAGGUCGCAUCAGAGACGAGGACGAGAGCAUGGACGAAGAUGAGAAACAUCAAGAUGACUGGGAAGACCGAAAUGAUAUUCCCGACAAGCGACGGAGUGACCGAAUGAGCGGUAUCGUCCGGACCGGCACCAACGAAGAUAGCAACAUGUUCAACGGCGGGCAAUUCGACAUGUAA
Molecule: messenger RNA, 2646 nt
Organism: Hyaloscypha bicolor E
Lineage: Eukaryota; Fungi; Ascomycota; Leotiomycetes; Helotiales; Hyaloscyphaceae
Product: kinase-like protein
Exons: 2
Coding region: 1-2646 (881 amino acids)
Biological process (GO): protein phosphorylation
Molecular function (GO): protein serine/threonine kinase activity; ATP binding
Source: RefSeq, a predicted model, not a curated record